AUGGUUGAUACUGAAAUAAGAACAGCUUAUGUUUACAAGGCAAAGUUAGCUGAACAGUCUUUAAGGUUCGAUGAUGUUUUGAGUGCUAUGAUGUUUGUAUCAGAGAUGAAUCAAUCGCUUACAUAUGAAGAAAGGAAUUUACUUUCAACGUCUUAUAAAAAAUCUAUCGAGACACGCUUAUUCUCAUAUAAAGUAGUGCAACAAGUUGAGGAUACUGAACAUGGUGAAUUUUUAGACAUUGCUAAGGAUUACCGUGAAUCAUACAGGUAUAUUGCCGAAAUCAAAGAUAAGAAUAAAACGGAAACAAUUGAAUUGGCCAUAGUAUCCUACGCGGAUGCAAUAGACAUUGCUCGAACUGCUCUAACCGGAAUGAAUCUAAUUCGACUGGAACUGGCAUUAAGUUAUUCUAUGUUUUACCAUGAUAUCAUGAAUGAUAUUGACCGUGCUAUUGAAAUUGCAAGCUCUGAGUUUCAUUGUGCAAUUGUGGAGUUAGACGGUACCGAACAUGAUACAAUUGAUGCAAUUUUUCAGCUUAUAAGAGUACUUAAAGACAAAAUAGAUUUAUGGACUGAAGAAAAUAACGCCGAUAGUCGAUAA
This is a messenger RNA of Ruditapes philippinarum (Manila clam), 597 nucleotides long. Its product is annotated as 14-3-3-like protein 1. Bases 1 to 597 code for a protein of 198 amino acids. The transcript has 2 exons. NCBI's taxonomy places the organism in Eukaryota, Metazoa, Mollusca, Bivalvia, Venerida, Veneridae. The record is from RefSeq and is a predicted model, not a curated record.